This is a messenger RNA of Plasmodium gallinaceum, 2634 nucleotides long. RefSeq names its product replication factor C subunit 1, putative. Gene Ontology annotation, biological process: DNA replication; DNA repair. The coding region runs from base 1 to 2634 and encodes 877 amino acids. Gene Ontology annotation, cellular component: nucleus; DNA replication factor C complex. Gene Ontology annotation, molecular function: DNA clamp loader activity; DNA binding; ATP hydrolysis activity. The transcript has a single exon. NCBI's taxonomy places the organism in Eukaryota, Apicomplexa, Aconoidasida, Haemosporida, Plasmodiidae. The record is from RefSeq and is a predicted model, not a curated record.
AUGAGUUCAAAGGGGAAAAAAUCGUUAAAUGAUGAUAAUAAUGAAUAUGGAAGGAAAAAAAAGCGCCUAAAAAAGCUAGCAAAUGAUUUAUUUGAUGAUGAUGAUGAUGAUAAUGACUAUGAAGAAAAAGAAAAAUCAUAUAGUAAUGAUAAUGUUAAAAUAAAGGAUAAUAAUAAUAAUAAUAAAGGAGAUAAUUUAGAUGGAAGAAAAUCAUUAAAUAAAAAUAGUUAUGAUAUAAAAUCAUAUUUUAAGCCCAUUUCAAAAAAAGUAGAAGAAAAAAGUUCCAUAAAAAAAUCAAAUACUAACGAUAAUAAAGUUGCUGUGAAAAAUGUAAAUGAUUAUUUUAACUUACUACAAAAAAGUAAUACAAACAUAAAAAGUGAAGAUACAAAUUCUAAUGUAAAAAGAGAAAGGGAUGAAAAUGAUAUAAUAGAAGAAAAUGAAAAUAAAAAAGAAUAUACGUCACCAGGAAAAAAUAAAACAAAAACCGAAAACAAUGAAAACAUCCUAAAUUUUGAUUAUUUACCUUUUAAUAAUCAAAAAUUUGUAUUAACAGGAGUAUUUAAAAAAUUUUCAAGAGAUGAAUUACAAAAUAAAAUAAAAGAACACGGUGGUAGUGUAAUGUCAGCAGUAUCAACAAAAACGCAUUAUCUAAUUCAUGGAGAAUACCUAGAAGAUGGUAGACUGUAUAAUGAAGGAAGAAAGUAUUUAAAAGCAUUUGAAUUACAACAACAAAAAAAAUCAAAUAUUAAAAUAUUAAAUGAAGAAGAAUUUUUAAAAUUGCUUCCAGAAGAAAAAAAUGAUGUGCAAAAUUCAACGUUUAAUGAAACCAGAAUGCAAGAAACUAUAAAAAAUGAAGGAAGUGAUAUAUCAAGUCAAAAAUUUACAGAUACUAAUUAUAAUAAAAACAACAAUGACAUUGAUAACAAUGAAAUGAAUGAUGAGAAAAUACUUAAUCAGUUAUGGGUUGAAAAAUACAAACCUAAAAAUAUAAAUGAGUUAGUAGGAAAUAAUCAAAAUGUUAUAAAAUUACAAAACUGGUUAGCUAACUGGGAAGAUGUGUGUAUAAGGGGAAUCAAAAGGGAAGUAAAAAAAACCUUUCGAGGUGUAUUUGAAAAUGUAAAUGCUCGAUGUGCUUUGUUAAGUGGUCCUGCAGGAAUUGGAAAAACAACUACAGCGAAAAUUGUAUCUGAACAAUCUGGUUAUAAUGUUAUUGAAUUUAAUGCUUCAGAUGACAGGAACAAAGCAGCUGUUGAAAAAAUUAGUGAAAUGGCAACAGGAGGUUAUUCCAUAACAUCAAUAAAGAAUCGCAAAUUAACAAAAACAUGUAUUAUUAUGGAUGAAGUAGAUGGUAUGUCAAGUGGUGAUAAAGGUGGUAGCACAGCUAUUUUAAAAUUAAUAGAAAAAACAAAAUGCCCCAUUAUAUGUAUAUGUAAUGAUAGGCAAAACAACAAAAUGAGAACUUUAGCUAACAAGUGUUAUGAUUUAAAAUUUACUUUACCUCAAAAAAAUAGCGUCGUAAAAAGAUUGUUAGAAAUAUGCAAUAAAGAAAAAAUUGUGAUGGAACCAAAUGCCCUGGAAUUAUUAUGGGAAAGCACUCAUGGAGAUAUGAGACAAAUGCUAAAUACUCUACAACUUUUAUCAAAAACUUAUACAAGAAUUCAAUUUUUAGAUUUAAAAAAAGAACUUAAUAAUUCUAAUAAAAAUGUACAAUCAUUAGCUAAUCCAUUUGAAAUAACACUUAAACUUUUAAAUUUUCAUGAAUCAUCAAAAUUAAAAAUAAGAGAAAUAAUGGACCUAUUUUUUGUUGAUUAUGAAUUAAUCCCAUAUUUUAUUAGUGAAAAUUAUACUAAUGUUUUUAAUGACAAUGAUAAAUCAGCUGACUCUUUUAAAAAAUGGAACGGAUAUUCUCAAAUAGCUUAUGAUUUAUCUUUAGCUGAUAAAAUAAAAUAUAAUAUGAAAAGUACAAUGGAUUUUUCUUUAUUACCUCAUUUUUGUAUUUUAUCUUGUGUUUGUCCAGUUAUGCGAAUAAGACUACUAAAAUAUUUCAUGUCAGGAAGAGUUAACUUUCCUUCAGCGUUUGGAAAAAUUUCAACUUUUAAUAAAAACAAAAGAUUACUCAAUGAAUUAUGUUUUAAUUUAUCUUACAAACUUAAUGUAUGCCCAAAAUAUAUGGUUACCUCUGGAUUUUUAAAUUAUAUAUACUUUAAAAUUAUGACUAUGUUACUUAAAAAUAAUACAAAUGAAACAAUAAAAUUUAUGGAAGAUUAUAAUAUUACAAGAGAAAUGAUAACUGAACAUUUACCUUCUCUAAGAUUACCAAAUCAAGAAAACUUAUAUGACAAACUUGAUUCAAAAGUAAAGUCUUCAUUUACCCGGUUAUAUAAUGCUUCUCAUGUUAUUAAAAAUGAUCCUAAUUCUAUAAGAAAAAGCUUUAAAUUAAAUGAAAAAAGUAAUAUAUUUAGAAUUAAUGAAUAUGAAUCAGAUGAAGACAAUGAUAACUUAAGUGACACAAAAGAAGAAAAAGACAAUGAUUUAUUAAUUAAAAGUAAUAUAGAUAAAAAGGGUACUAUGAAAAUUAAAUCUACCACUAAACCUAAAGCUGUUAAUAAAAAUAUAAAAAAAAAAAAAUAG